AUGAGUCUUGGAACUUAAAUCUCAGAUUCAAUUUAUAAGCUUAAAAUACUUACAAAAAAGUUAGAAGAUAAUCAUGUACUGAAAAAAGAUUUAGGCAAGUACUAGAUCUAUGCUUUGUUUCAUCUUGAAAUGCUCCAUGACCCCUUGACUUCCAGUUAAAUGGCAAAUUUCAUAAAAAAUAGCUUAGCUUUAAGAACUAAAGACAAAUUUUUUGGAAUUAUGUCUAAUAAUGGUGGAGCUGCAAUUUAACUUCAUAACUAAAUAGCAGAUGUAGGAGUGUCAAUUAUUUCAGCUUGGGGAGGAGGUAGAUCUAACUGGGAAUUUUUAUAUGGAAAUAAGGCAUUUUGUGAUUUAUUUAAAAUCCCAGAAAGUAAUCUUUAGGGUAGAAAUAUAAAUCAAAUUAUGCCAAGAUAGAUUGCUCUUUUCCAUGACUCUAUCAUCAGAAAAUUUUACUUAGAUGGUCAUCCUAAAAUCUUAGGUAAACUGAGAGUUUUAACUGCAAAAGCAAAUGACGGGUAUCUUAUUCCAAUUUAACUUCGAAUCAAUUUCUACUAUCAUCCUAAAUUCAGUUAUUCUUUUGUUGCUUAAGCUGAGAGAAUAAAGUAUUGGAAUUUAUUUAAUGAAGAAUAGAAUAGAAUUCUAACUAGUGAUUGUAUGAUGCUGUUAACAGAUGAUAAUCUUAAUGUUAUCGAAUUUUCAAAAAGCUUUCUAACUUAUACUGGUCUAAAUGCAUAAAAAAUAGAAAAUAAUGAGGAAGUAACAGGGUUCAAAGAAAAUUUGCAAAACUUUUUAGUCGAUAUCUAAAAAUCAUUUGCUUAAGAUUUUGGAACAAAUACAAUUUUACCUGAAAAGGAAAAUAUCGGAAUAGUAAAUAAAAUAGUUACUUGCAGAAAAUUUAAUUCUGAAAUGGAUUCAUUUGAUCACUUACAAACUUUUCCAUGUCUCUUGAAUUAUUUCUAACAGAGAAUAUUAGCUAAUAAUGAUGAAAUAAGGCUAAAUAUUUUCAUGAUACUUCCUUUAAGUAAGCACCCAGAUUUUGAAUUAAUGGGUUCUUAGACAGGUUUAUAUUCUAAGAAAUUCUCGACAUCUUAAGUUGUAUACAAAAAGAGCACAUCAACAGGUAACCCCAUCACAGAGGGAAGAGAACUUUAAGAUAAAUCUUCUUCACAUUAUGCUAAAAACCUACUCUUCUAAAGAAAAGCCCCUAAAAUACUUAAAAUUAACGCAGCUGUGCUGGCCUGUACUAUUGUUUCUUUUCUAAUUAUCAGCAUUUACAAUCUCGCUGCUUUUACAGACAAGCAUUAGUAGAUUUCUGGCAGACUAACAGCAAUGUCAUACAUAAGUCAAAGAAACGCCAAUAUGAGAGCCUCAAUACUCAACAUUAAAACAAUUCACUUAAUUGUUUAAGAUUUGAAAAAUUUAAACCAAUCUAGUGUUUUACCUCCAAAUAGAUCCAGAAUAGAUUACUACUUGAGAAAUAUGAUAACGAAUCUUGGAAUAGUUAGAGAUUAGGCAGAUAAACUAAAUACCUUCAUUUCUUUGAAUAAGUAGUAUUUUAGCUUUAAUUUGAACUUUGACAAUCUGACCUUUUUAACUGAUCAGGGGUACAUGUAUAAAAUUAAUGUGGUGUUUAAACAAGCUACCAAACUUUUAGGAAGUUAUUCGGAAGCACUAACUGUUGCUGAUUUUGUAAACGAAAAGCCUAAAGUUUGA
Messenger RNA from Stylonychia lemnae, 1713 nucleotides. The record is from the annotation of a GenBank genome assembly. Lineage: Eukaryota; Ciliophora; Spirotrichea; Sporadotrichida; Oxytrichidae.